CACCAUCUGUGUUGAAGAUUGAUUGUUACUUUUUAUGCAGUCUUCAUUUUGUUUUAAUUUUGUAACGUGGCUGUGUUCCUAACUCAACACGUAUCCCACUCACUCUCACUCUGUUAUUCUCCGCAUUCGCGCACCGAUACCCGCCGGAUUGCUUCCGGAAGUAGCCUGGAUCUAGAUUAGAAGCCGAGUCAGUAGGAUAUGGUAGCGCCGACGAUGCCGAAGCCGGAUGAGGCAAGUUCUUCUACGAGCUCCGGAGAAGUUUCCGUCAAGUUUGAAGAAGAUACUCCGGAGGUUUCUGGUGCCGCAUUUGAUAGAAGCGCCGAUGCUUCCGUCUCCAAUGGAGCCGCCAGCGGUUCUUCUGGGAAUGCGAGAGCUAAUUUUCCUAGGGGAAAUACUAUGCCGCCUGAAAUCUUGAAAUCCGAGAAAAUAGAAGUGCCGCAGGGGUUAGAAAGGUCGAGGACAGAGAGGGAGAGAUGGAGUACUAAUGUUCAUGCUGAAGAGGCUGCUCAGAUUUUUGAUGAAUGUAUUCCUGUGCAGGAGAAGCUCAAAUUGUUGAACAGAAUUGCUACAGUUAAAGAUGAUGGAACUGUAGAAUUUGAAGUUCCAGUUGAUGUUGAACAUCGUAGCCUUGCAGCUGGCUCCAAUAGCGUACAUACAGAAGUUGAUGAGGAGGUUCUUGAUGCAACAGACAUUCAGUAUAUUCCACCAUUGCAGAUUGUAAUGCUAAUUGUUGGAACUCGUGGAGAUGUGCAGCCAUUUGUUGCAAUUGGAAAGCGACUACAGGAUUAUGGCCAUCGUGUUAGAUUGGCCACUCAUUCAAAUUUUAAAGAGUUUGUCUUGACAUCUGGAUUGGAAUUCCAUCCUCUUGGUGGGGAUCCAAAAGUUCUUGCCGAAUACAUGGUAAAAAACAAAGGGUUCUUGCCUUCAGGGCCCUCAGAAAUACCAAUCCAAAGAAAUCAAAUGAAAGAGAUAAUAUAUUCACUGCUUCCAGCAUGCAAAGAUCCUGAUAUGGACACUGGGAUUCCUUUUAAAGCAGAUGCAAUUAUUGCCAAUCCUCCUGCAUACGGUCAUACCCAUGUUGCUGAAGCAUUGAAAGUACCAAUUCAUAUAUUUUUCACAAUGCCUUGGACGCCCACAAGUGAAUUCCCACAUCCUUUGUCUCGUGUUAAGCAAUCAGCUGGAUACAGAUUGUCGUAUCAGAUUGUAGACUCCUUGAUUUGGCUAGGAAUUCGAGACAUGAUUAAUGAUCUUAGGAAAAAAAAGUUGAAGCUGCGGCCUGUCACAUAUUUGAGUGGUUCACAAGGUUCUGAGUCAAAUAUUCCACAUGGAUAUAUCUGGAGCCCUCAUCUUGUUCCUAAACCAAAAGAUUGGGGACCCAAGGUUGAUGUCGUUGGAUUUUGCUUCCUUGAUCUUGCGACAAAUUAUGAACCACCUGAGUCACUUGUAAACUGGCUCAAAGCUGGCACAAAGCCUAUCUAUAUUGGGUUUGGCAGUUUGCCUGUCAUAGAGCCGGAGAAAAUGACAAAGAUAAUCAUUGAGGCUUUAGAAAUAACUAAACAAAGAGGAAUCAUCAACAAAGGAUGGGGUGGCCUUGGUAACUUGGCUAAAGAAAAAGACUUUGCAUAUCUUCUGGACAAUUGUCCUCAUGACUGGCUGUUCUUGCAGUGUGCUGCUGUGGUGCACCAUGGAGGUGCUGGAACAACAGCUGCUGGUCUUAAAGCGGCGUGCCCAACAACCAUUAUUCCAUUCUUUGGUGACCAACCAUUUUGGGGAGAAAGAGUCCAUGCCAGAGGCGUAGGCCCUCCACCAAUUCCCGUGGACGAGUUUUCACUCGAAAAGUUGGUUGAUGCAAUUAAUUUUAUGCUAGACCCCCAGGUAAAGGAGCGUGCAGUUGAUCUUGCAAAAGCCAUGGAAAAUGAAGAUGGUGUUAUAGGAGCCGUGAAGGCAUUCUUCAAACACCUUCCACGUGAAAAACUUGACCCCAACCCUGAGCCCACACCAUCAAAUAUCUUCUCCAUAAGGAGGUGCUUUGGUUGUUCUUAGAGGUGUAUGUAAUCUUUGCUUGCCCAUGAUUUCUAUUCUUUAUUUUUAUUACUGUAUGUUAUAGUAGUAGUAGUUAUGACUCGAGUAGUAGUCUUUGUUGUUAUUUACUAUCAUAUUGACAAAAUUUUGCUUCGACACAAAAUUCCAAGAAUGAUCAACUCUUUCCUCGA
Messenger RNA from Salvia hispanica, 2213 nucleotides. Its product is annotated as sterol 3-beta-glucosyltransferase UGT80A2-like. Gene Ontology annotation, biological process: carbohydrate metabolic process. The record is from RefSeq and is a predicted model, not a curated record. NCBI's taxonomy places the organism in Eukaryota, Viridiplantae, Streptophyta, Magnoliopsida, Lamiales, Lamiaceae. Gene Ontology annotation, molecular function: UDP-glycosyltransferase activity; hexosyltransferase activity.